GUCGAGACCCCCGGGCCCCCAGCGCCGCCUCCGGAGGAGCGGAUCUCCGGACCCCAUGCCAGCAGCGACAGGUUGGCAAUCCUAGAAGACUAUGCGGACCCGUUUGAUGUUCAGGAGACUGCUGAAGGCUCAGGAGGAACUUCAAUGGCUCCAGAGAAAGUCCCUGAAAAUGAUGGCUACAUGGAGCCCUAUGAAGCCCAGAAGAUGAUGGCUGAAAUACGGGGUUCUAAGGAGACUGCAGCGCAACCCCUCCCUCUCUAUGACACACCCUAUGAACCAGAGGAUGAGGGAGCCAGCCCAGAAGGUGAGGGGACUCCCUGGCCCAGGGAGUCCCGCCUGCCUGAGGAUGACGAGAGGCCUCCAGAAGAGUAUGACCAGCCGUGGGAGUGGAAGAAGGAACGGAUCUCCAAAGCCUUCGCUGCCCAAUUUGAAGGAUCGGAGAAGAACUGCCUGUCACCUGGCCGGGAGGAGAAGGGACGGCUACCUCCCCGGCUUUCUGCUGGGAACCCCAAGUCAGCCAAGCCCCUGGGCAUGGAACCUAGCAGCCCCCUGGGGGAGUGGACAGAUCCAGCACUGCCUCUGGAAAACCAGGUCUGGUACCACGGGGCCAUCAGCCGAACAGACGCCGAGAACCUGCUCCGGCUAUGCAAAGAGGCCAGCUACCUGGUGCGCAACAGUGAGACCAGCAAGAACGACUUCUCUCUCUCCCUCAAGAGCAGUCAGGGCUUCAUGCACAUGAAGCUGUCCCGGACCAAGGAACACAAGUAUGUGUUGGGCCAGAACAGCCCACCCUUCAGCAGCGUCCCUGAAAUCGUGCAUCACUAUGCCAGCCGCAAGCUGCCCAUAAAGGGGGCGGAGCACAUGUCCCUGCUCUACCCUGUGGCCAUCCGGACUCUGUAGCUGUGAGGCCAGGGCACUAUGAUAGACCUGGAUCCAGCUUUGUCACCUGCCGGAGGGCUGUGGUUCUUACCAAGGACGUGAUGUCACAAACCUGGCUUCCCCUUGUCCUAGGAUCUAGUAGGCGCUGAAGAUUCCUUAAUUUAUUACAAAGGGGAAGGAAUCCUGGGCCUUGGAGUAAAGGGGCUGUGUGGGGCUGGGAACAGAGGGAAGCUUGAGGAGGAAGGAGGCUCCCGCCCCUGUCAGACACUAGGGAGGAAGUGGCGACCUCCCGCACCACCACCCUCUGCCCCCUCCCCUCUCUCCUUCCCCCAAGCCCCUGUCCCCAGAGGGCCCGCCGGGGCUCCGGGCCAGAGGCUCCCCCGGGCGCGGCCGCCGGCGCCGCCCAGAGGCUGACGGGAGGGGCGGGAGCGAGCGAGCGCAGACUGUUUAUAAAUCGAGCUGACGCCGGCCGCCUGCGAAAAGCA
This is a messenger RNA of Cricetulus griseus (Chinese hamster), 1364 nucleotides long. NCBI's taxonomy places the organism in Eukaryota, Metazoa, Chordata, Mammalia, Rodentia, Cricetidae. The record is from RefSeq and is a predicted model, not a curated record.